Messenger RNA from Anopheles funestus (African malaria mosquito), 2027 nucleotides. RefSeq names its product CD81 protein-like. The record is from RefSeq and is a predicted model, not a curated record. NCBI's taxonomy places the organism in Eukaryota, Metazoa, Arthropoda, Insecta, Diptera, Culicidae. Gene Ontology annotation, cellular component: membrane. The coding region runs from base 342 to 1148 and encodes 268 amino acids. The transcript has 5 exons.
AAUAAACAACAAAACACACCCACAUACGUGCUGUCAUCGUGCUGUCAAACCGCCAGAAGCGAGAAUCCAUUUUUUCGCUUGCUGUCAAGCGCCAGCUAAACAAGAUUAAAAAAAAAAAGAAACGAAAGCAAACUCUCCAAAACUAAAAUCUGCAAACAAUUUGUGUGUGGCCAACGGAAUAGCGGGCGUACCGUGAGGGGAACAUCUGGCCAGCAUAUGUAAAACAAAACGGUGCAAUCGUGUGCAAAGUGACGCGCCAUAUUUGCUAAAUAAAUUUCAAACGUCUGUCCCACCGAAUCUCGCAAUCAGUCCAAAAAUCUCCAAGCCCUUUAAUCGAAAAAAUGGCCAUCAAAGGGUGUUGUUCCGUGGUCAAGUACCUGGUGGUGCUGGUGAAUCUACUGUUUUGGGUCGUCGGGUUUUUGAUCGUUUCGUUGGCCAUCUGGAUGCUGUCGGAUCCGACCUUCCUGAUAUCGAUGACCCAAAACGAAAAGAACUACACGAUUGGAUUGUACAUCUUCCUUACCGUCGGCGGGCUAAUGUUGAUUGUCGCCUUUCUCGGGUGCUGUGGCGCAUUUAAGGAAUCGCAGUGGAUGCUAACUUCGUUUUUCUGCUGUCUGUUGAUGGUGCUUGUUGCUGAGCUGGCGGCUGGCGCUUGGGCAUUCCAAAACUCUAGCAAACUCGACAAUGUGGUUCGUUCGGCGGUGAAGGAAGCAGUGCAAACACAGUACGGUGUUAUACCCACCCGUACAGCAACGCUAGAUGCUAUUCAGAAGCAUUACAAGUGCUGUGGUGCUGAAGGACCGAAUGACUGGCAAUCAAGUGCGUUCAACAACUUGGAACGUCCAACGCUCAGCGUGGAAAUCUCCAAUCAACCGCCGAGUUACAAAGUACCGGAAACCUGCUGCGUUGCCAACAUCACACCAGAACAGUGCAAACGAGCUACGCACAUGGAAUUUCUAGCAUCGAUGAAGACGAAAUCGGAUUUAUUCGUAGACGGUUGCAUGGAAAAAUUGGUAAAGGCGGUACAGGAAAACCUCAAGCUAAUCAGCUAUGUCGGUGCGGCAAUCGUCGGUAUCGAGCUGCUGACGCUGAUACUUUCCUUGCUGCUGUGCUGCGCAAUCCGUCGGAACGAUAAUUACAAGCAUUAAAGCAAAGAAAGUACACGGGUCGAUUGUAAAUGUCGAUAUACAAGCAUGCUUUUUAGUCUCAAUAUGCAUAUUUAUAUGUGUAUCCAUAUAUAUAUAUACAUUUAUUUACUUAACGAAUCUCUAGAACGUAGAUCUGAUAACAAUGGCCAUGACAAAGCUUUUAUAUUUUUGUUUUAUAAUGAUACGAAAUACUACUAAACGUUUUUUAUCCUUCUACGUUAAAAAAAAUAAUUAAUGCAUAAAACAAAUCAUAUUAAAUGUAAUUUUUAACACAUAAAAAUAGGCGCACAAAAUCCUGCUGCGUCGUUGAUAACACACGGUGUCCCCCUUCCCCCCCUUAAAGCCAAAUAUACAUCUCUAUAUUUGAUGUUCUUUAAAAAAACAAACAAAAGAAAAACAAACUACAUUUGAAAAAAAAAGAAGCGGCAAAUAUGCUCUUAUUUAUAUAAUUUACAACAUAUUAAAAACGAAAGCGAACGCCCCUUUAGUACGCACAUAUUCGUAAUGAGUGCAGCGCUGAAUGCAUAUACAUAUGAAAUAUAUAAAUAUUUUAUUUCUCCGCCGAGAGUCCGUAGCUAGUUACCGUUUGUACUUUAACGAACAAAAAAAAAACAAAACGCAAGUACAGUCUCGAUGCCCUUUUUUUGGGGUCGCGAAACACGUGCUAGAAAUACAAAAAUAAUAACUGAAGGUCACAAUAAGAAAACAAAAACAAACAAAAACAAAUCGCGUACAUAAAUGCAUUCUUCGUACAAAACAAAAACACACAAAAAAACCAGAUCAGGUUGUUCGAUAUCGGAAUAUACGGUAAAUGUCUAGAAAUGAUUGUGUUCUCUAAAGUUUAAGAAGAAAUAAAGUUUUAUUUUAUACUCAUUUAAA